GUUUGUCAUGGCUUCCCCUAUCAACCAACAACUCUAGCUUAUGAUCCUGUCCAAAGCUUAUUAGCGGUUGGAACGAGAACUGGAGCUAUUCGAUUGUAUGGUAAGGUUGGAAUUGAGUGCCAUCUUCUAUAUGAGCAUGACACAGCAAUCAAUCAAUUACUCUUCAUGGUGAAUGAGGGAGCUCUAAUUAGCGUUUCAAGUGAUGUUGUCCAUUUAUGGAAUUUACGUCAACAAAGACCUGCAGUGUUGCACUCUCUAAAGUUUAAAAAAGAAAAAGUCACCUAUUGCUACGUACCAUUAAAAUCAAAAUGGCUUUAUGUUGGCUCCAAAAAGGGUAAUACAUACAUUGUGAACGUUGAAACUUUCGAAAUAUCAGAAUAUAUUAUCUAUUGGAAUCGAGCCAUAACUACGUCUUGCAGCACUCAUCCCGGUAGUGUAAAAUACAUAGGUGAAAAACCAGAUGACAGUAAUAAGUUGCUGAUUGGAUUUGAAUUGGGUAUGUUGUCGCUGUGGGAUUUAAAGAGUCAACAGACCGUUGUCAAAAUUCAAUGUCAACUCGCACUAAUGUCAGUAUCAUGGAAUUUUGACGGAAAGACAUUGAUGUGUAGCCAUCCUGAUGGCACUCUUACUACAUGGAAUAUUAACAAGACUAAGAAACCAAUUCAAGUUAAAGUUCCUCAUGGACAUGUUAAAAAUUGGUCAAAAACCGAUAAAUGUCAACCGUGUACCAUUGUUAACAAGGUUGCUUGGGUGCAAGGCAAAGGGAGCGAGCCAUUCAUUAUGUUUACCGGUGGUGUUGCCACAGAUCGACCAAAUCGAGAUCAGUGCUUUACAAUAAUGCAAGGAAGAGAAAUGACUUUGUUUGAAAUGGAAGAUGAUAUUAUAGACUUUACGUGUUUAUAUGGCAGCCCUUGGCCGAAUGACUUUGAAGAUCCAUUUGCAGUCGCUAUUUUACUUGAAAAUGGCUUGGCGGUGUACGACUUAACAUUACCAAAUUAUCCGCCGUAUAAAAUCCCAUAUACCAUCAAUAUUCACGAAUCAGCAGUUACGUCAACUCAGUUUUAUUCUGACUGUCCAGUGGAUUUGUUCACGUGCCUUUAUUCGCUUGGAAAGAAGCAUAAAAAGAGUGGUAUUAGCUAUUCAGAAACGGAAUGGCCCUUGAAAGGUGGCACUUGGGGUGAAUCUUACAAAGAUUCUUCACUUGAUUUAGUUAUUACGGGACAUUCUGAUGGAUCUUUACGAUUUUGGGACGCAACAGCUAUUGCAUUUCAGUUCAUGUUUAAGUUCUCUACAACGAAAAUAUUUGAUCGCGAGAGAGUGAAGGAGAGCAGUGAGAUGGACGAUGAACCUUAUGCAAUACAGGAUAUUAUUUUAUGUAUGAACAGUCGUACACUCGUAGUAUCAGGAGCCGCUGGUUAUGUAAUAUUAUACAGGUUUAACUUCAAGGAAACAACAGCGGAAUUAUCGGUUAUGGAUGUGAGUGUAGCAGAUCAAGUCAGUGAUACUGGUAACGAUUGUCACAUGCCUAUGAGGGCUGACACCGAUACAAGUAAUAUUUUACACCUGGCUAAGUUGAGAUCAGGUCCGAUAAAACAGUCUCCUGGUUUUCAAGCAGACUUGAUCUGUCGUAAUGCUCAACCUGGUAGUGAUAUGGAAAAUCCUGGUAGUAACAGCAUUCUUUCCUUAUGUUAUAGUUCAGGAUUUGGCAUAAUGGCAUUCUCUAAUAUUAAAGGGUUAAUAAUUAUCGAUACAGUUCAAAAGCAUUGCGUAAUGUCUGUUAGAACUGUUGAUGUUUAUGGUAAGUAUUCGCCUGUAUUUUCUGGUUCAUCUCAUGUUAAAGCUGGUGAAUCUCCGCCUCCUUCAGCCGGCUUAUCGAAUGGAAGCGCAAGUCCCAGCACUCCAAGGAAAAUGAAGUGGUCGUACGGAGGAAAAAGAGGUAUGCAAUCAUUUAGUGGUAAAAGCCAAUCAAAUCCAUCGAUUGAAACAGAUAAUGAAGAUUUAAGCUUAAGAUCACGCAGUUCAAGCUUAUGUAGUGUUGAUAGGGAAGGCAAUAAUAAGGAAACUGUUCGUUACUUAAAUCUGUUGGAAACCUAUGCACGCAAAGGAGACGCAACUGCUACUGCAUCUCUAUGGAUCGGAACUAGUUCCGGAAGCAUUCUUGUUAUUAUUCUCAACUUACCUCCUACUGGCGUAGAACGAGUGAAACAGCCUGUGAUAAUCUCCCCUAGUGGUCACUAUCUUUUUAAAUUGGUUUAA
Messenger RNA from Trichoplax adhaerens, 2256 nucleotides. RefSeq lists its product as uncharacterized. Gene Ontology annotation, biological process: regulation of protein secretion; regulation of exocytosis. The record is from RefSeq and is a predicted model, not a curated record. NCBI's taxonomy places the organism in Eukaryota, Metazoa, Placozoa, Uniplacotomia, Trichoplacea, Trichoplacidae. The annotation marks the transcript as partial. Gene Ontology annotation, cellular component: cytoplasm; SNARE complex; plasma membrane. The transcript is spliced from 18 exons. Gene Ontology annotation, molecular function: GTPase activator activity; syntaxin binding; myosin II binding.